AUGGCACACAACUUGUCUCAAUGUCAAAUACUUGUUAAAAAGGCUGUUGAGGCCGGCGCAAAGGCGCUUUUCCUUCCUGAAGCAUCAGAUUACAUAGCCACAUCGCCGUCAGAAACCGUCUCGCUCGCUCAGCCUGUACAGCGGAGCGCAUUCGUUCUCGGUCUGCAGAAAGAAGCUCGGGAAUCCAAAAUACCAAUCAAUGUGGGAAUUCAUGAGCCAGCCCAAGGGGGUGAGAAGGUGAAGAAUACGUUGAUAUGGAUUGACGAAGUUGGGGAAAUUACGCAACGGUAUCAAAAAUUACAUCUGUUUGAUGUUGACAUCAAGGAUGGCCCUGUAUUGAAAGAGAGCAAGAGUGUCGAAAAAGGGAUGGGAAUUCUACCUCCAUUUUUCACACCAGUUGGCCGUGUUGGCCUCAGCAUCUGCUUCGAUCUCCGCUUCCCAGAAGUCAGUCUAUCCCUCAGGCGACAAAGUGCACAGAUAAUAACCUACCCAUCCGCAUUCACCGUGCCUACGGGUCAAGCACACUGGGAACCCCUUCUCCGAGCACGGGCAAUUGAGACACAAUCAUAUGUCAUUGCGGCCGCCCAAGCUGGGGUCCAUAAUUCGAAGAGGGUUAGCUACGGACAUUCCAUGAUCGUCAAUCCGUGGGGAGAGGUGGUUGCUGAGCUUGGGGAUGGGAGCCUGUCACAAGAGCCGGAGAUUGCAGUUGCCAAUAUUGAUCUGGAACUUCUAGAAAAGGUGAGGAGGGAGAUGCCACUUUUGAGAAGGAUAGAUGUCUAUCCAGAAUAUUAG
This is a messenger RNA of Paracoccidioides lutzii Pb01, 792 nucleotides long. Its product is annotated as hydrolase. Gene Ontology annotation, molecular function: hydrolase activity, acting on carbon-nitrogen (but not peptide) bonds, in linear amides. Bases 1 to 792 code for a protein of 263 amino acids. The transcript is spliced from 4 exons. The record is from RefSeq and is a predicted model, not a curated record.